Monodelphis domestica (gray short-tailed opossum) is the source of this 6658-nucleotide messenger RNA. The record is from RefSeq and is a predicted model, not a curated record. NCBI's taxonomy places the organism in Eukaryota, Metazoa, Chordata, Mammalia, Didelphimorphia, Didelphidae.
GCACUCGGAGAUGGGCAAGGCGGGGCCACUAUGCGUGACGUAACUGUCCCGCCGCAGCCCCGCUGAUCUCGCGAGGCUGCAUGUGGGCGGAAACACAGUGGCUGCCGCACGAUGCGGUUCCUGCUUUGCUUCGCUUUCCUGGGGAGUGUCGCUAUCGCUAUCGCGACCCAAGCGGUGAAGGAUGGAGAAGGAGGGCAGAGUGGCAGCCAGAGGAAUAACAACCCCAAAGACCUUGGAGAUGCCGUUAAAGACGUGGUUUCUGGUGCUAAGGCUGCAGCCAAUUCUCUGAGUGGUAAAGAAGGGCCCCACCAGAGUGAACCAGCAACAGAUCUUCAGGACAGCCCACAAGAGGGCCAACCAGAACAGAGGAAAGAGGCCGAAUCCAACGACUCUCAAGGGACCAAAGGGGCCAGCUCUCAAGUCAGCCAACCAGAUAACCAACAGGGGGCUAAAGAGGGCCAGCCAGCCAGCUCUCAAGUCAGCCAACCAGAUAACCAAGAGGGGGCUAAAGAGGACCAGCCAGCCAGCUCUCAAGUCAGCCAACCAGAUAACCAACAGGGGGCUAAAGAGGACCAGCCAGCCAGCUCUCAAGUCAGCCAAACAGAUACCAAACAGGGGGCUAAAGAGGGCCAGCCAGCCAGCUCUCAAGUCAGCCAAACAGAUACCAAACAGGGGGCUAAAGAGGGCCAGCCAGCCAGCUCUCAAGUCAGCCAAACAGAUACCAAACAGGGGGCUAAAGAGGGCCAGCCAGCCAGCUCUCAAGUCAGCCAAACAGAUACCAAACAGGGGGCUAAAGAGGGCCAGCCAGCCAGCUCUCAAGUCAGCCAAACAGAUACCAAACAGGGGGCUAAAGAGGGCCAGCCAGCCAGCUCUCAAGUCAGCCAAACAGAUACCAAACAGGGGGCUAAAGAGGGCCAGCCAGCCAGCUCUCAAGUCAGCCAACCAGAUAACCAACAGGGGGCUAAAGAGGACCAGCCAGCCAGCUCUCAAGUCAGCCAAACAGAUACCAAACAGGGGGCUAAAGAGGGCCAGCCAGCCAGCUCUCAAGUCAGCCAAGCAGAUACCAAACAGGGGGCUAAAGAGGGCCAGCCAGCCAGCUCUCAAGGCAGCCAACGAGAUGACACACAAGAGGCUAAAGGGGCCCAAUCGGCCAGCUCUCAAGGCAACCAACCAGAUAACACACAAGUGAGCAAGACCAGCCCAAAAGAGGACCAGCAGAAUGCACCAGAAAAAGGCAAGAAGACCAACCUAAAAGGGGGCCAGCAGAUCCCCCCAGGAAAAGGCCAGCAGACCCCCCUAGAAAAGAACCAACAAACCAGCCUAGAAGGGGACCAGGAGACCAACCCAGAAGUGGACCAGGAGACCAAAGGAGAUUCUAAUGAGAUUAUUUCUAGUGAUCCUUUGAAAGAAGAGUCCAAAAUAGACACCAAUGUGAAUCCUCCAGCAGACAAUACUGAGCAUAGCAAUCUUUAUUUGGAGGAGAAUGGUCAAGUCAAGGAAAAUUCAGAAAGCAGCCACUUUUUUGCAUACUUGGUCACAGCAGCCAUCCUGGUAGCUGUCUUGUACAUUGCCUAUCACAACAAGAGAAAGAUCAUUGCUUUUGCCUUGGAAGGAAAGAGAGCCAAAGUUACCAGGAGGCCAAAGGCCAGUGACUACCAACGUUUGGACCAAAAGGUAAGAAAUUAGAAUCUCUAGAAGGACAAUUAGGCAGCACCUAAAAGUUAGAAAUAAGUUAAUGAAAUGGCUAAAUAGAUAAAGCUCUUUGAGUUUUGCAAAGCACUUUACAAAUACGAUCUCAUUUGAUCCUUAAAACCACCCUGGGAAGUAAGUGCUGCUAUUCUCAUUUUACAAAUGAGAAAAAGGCAGAGAUAGACUUGCCCAGAGCUGCAAAGUAUGAACUGUCUUGAGGGUUAAUUUGAAUUUAGGUCUCCCUGAUUUAAUGCUCAUUUCCCUAUCCACCAUGCCAUCUAGCUGUCUCUAAGAACAAAACAGCUUAGGGAGAGCAUUGAUUUUGUGAUUUUUCUAAGCCAAAUGUUCAAAGCAUAGUGAGCAUUCAAUUAACAGGUGUUGACUUAACUCAUAUGCUUGGAACAUCUGAUUUCUAUGAGGGAGAAAAGUAUCCAUACCUCCUUACUGGGGUGGGACCAGGGCAAGUUUCAGAUUGACCAGAGGCCGGUGAACUUGAUCAAGCUCUCCUCCUCAAGUCUCUCUUGCAAGAAGAGCUCUGAUAUGCUUCCACUUCUCUACGGCCACCAUAUAGACCCUCUUCUUCUCCUUGUUCUUAGCACUGAUAAGGAAUGGCAUGGAGCUUACCUUUGGGUGGUCUUAGUUGAUAACUAAGAAAAGCCCCUUUGCUGCUAUUUGCUGUCUAUAGAAAAAAACCAGGCAUGGUCCCUCCACUUUAGCUGAGAAGGCUUCAUGGGCCAGUUUCAGAAUUCUACCCAGGUCUGCUGCCCUCUCAAGUUCACUGGCCCUUGGCACCGUCAAGCUCUAGAUUGCUUUUUUUUUCUUUAACCUUUGCCUUCUGUCUUAGAAUACUAAGUAUUGGUUCCAAGGCAGAAGAGUGAUAAGGGCUAGGCAAUGGGGUUAGGUGAUUUGUCCAGGGUCCCAUAUCUAGGAAGUGUCUGAGGUCACAUUUGAACCUAGGACCUUCUGACUCUAAGCCUGGCUUUCUAUCCAUUGAGCCACUUUGCUGUCCCCUAAAUUUUUUUAAGUCUGACUUCGAGGAUAGUUUUGCUGCUCAUCUAACUAUUCCUAUAGUUGUAUUUAUUUAAGUUUGCAGAGCCAUUUUUGUAUUUAUGUGCAAUUUUUCAAAAUCACAGACAGCUAUCAGCCACAGAGAAUUCUUAGAAAUGAGCCGAGUUAUUGUGGUUGUUGUUUUAGAUCUGAUUUCACCCUGAAAAACGUGCCUGCCCUACUGCUUUGUGUCCUGAAGUACAAGAGCCUGAAGAAUGGUGCCUGACCUGGGUAGAACCUCUCUCCCUGAGCUGGAUCUCUGGCGAGUCUGGGCCAGUCAAGGCAGGGAAUGGUUUCUUCUUUGCACCUGCACUUUGAUAAAAUCAAACUCCUUCUGUUUGCUGGUUGUGUGCUGUUUUCUUCCAUUCUUUCCUCCUCUGAGGGCGACUGAAGAGACACAAGAACUUCCUGGGCUGUCACCAAAGGAAAGUCCUGGCCCAGGAUGGGCUAUUAUUGUGCCCUCUGCUCUAGGGCUUGGUGGUAAAAAGGUUUGCCUUAGCAGAAAAUAUUGCACUCUUUGACUGCUCUUCUCUGCUGACUUGAGCAGAUCCAGGGUAGGGAGGGUGAAUUACUCAUUUAAGAGAUGGUAAUGGCUGAAGUGGGAGAGCUUCCAAACAGGAGAGAUCUUCUCCGCAUGUGAGUUCCUGCUCAUCAAGUGCAGAUUGUUCAGUCUUUCUAAUGUUUGCAAAUUGCUUCAGGAAAACUACAAAUGAGGGAAACAACGUCCCUCCAAUUGCACUGAAUAUAUAUAUUCAGCUCUGGGUUGUGGGAGCUAAGCCCUUGAGUAGAGAUGUUUUAGAAUUUUAAGAUGUUCAUUUAUAAAUGUCCACAAUUUCACCCACACGCACAGUAGAAAUUUGCACAUGAAAAUCACAUCAUUUUAUCAAAAGGUUUUUGAGAAGCAGAUUUCCCACCUAACCCACUUUGCACUUGUCAUUGAUUGUUGCCUUUUAAAAUGUUCUCAAGAACUUCUCAUCCAGUCAGACUUGGUCUGUUUGCAGGGAUUCUGGAACCUUUGAUCCUUUGGUGGUUCUGAGACAGAGCUGUCCUGCUUCUCUGCUCCUUGUGUGUCAGGGAUGUUAAGAUCUAUGUAGUGGAAAUUUCCAAGAGGCAAGGAGGUGAUUUUCCCUGCUGGAAACAUUGAAGGAAGUUGGUCACAAGAUAAUUGUUUUUAUUGCAUUGUUAUAGGGACUCUGGACUUUGGGUAAAGUGAAACCCAGAGCAGAAUAGCUUACCUCAGGGAAACCCAGGGAAUCAGGUGAGAGAGAAGCCAGGGCAUUGUAGGGAAGCUUGCAGAAGGCUCAGUUCAGAUUGUUGCAUGAAUUCUCUCCUGCUUUGAAAUUGUGAGAACUACUUUUCUUAAGUUGAUUUUUUUUUAAUUUUAUUAAAAUUAAUACUUCCCUUACUGAAAAGAUCAAGGCUCCCUAAUAUGCAUAUUUUCACUAAGCCUUAUCUCGGCUUUAACUAGUCAGUAUCUUUGUGUCAUUCCUCACUGCAUUUGGAGGAAGAAAUGUUUCUUCCUUUUAGAAUUAACUCCACUGCCCAGAAUCUUUCUCCAGUUUUUUCUGCCUGUUCCCAGGAGCUUUCUUUUUUAGUUAUCACCCUUCCCCAUUUAUUCUUUAGCAUUUUUAAUUGCUUCCUCACUUUAUUAGUUUUCCCUUUCUGUCCCCAUACACAGAGCACAUUUUUUCCAUUUGUCUGCCUCUGUUACUUCUGUGACCAUCCUGUUCUCCUUUCUCUGCCUAGCUCCUCAAGCAAGUGGCAUUCGAAAUUCUAUCCUUGUUCCCUUGGGUUUGUGAUAUUAUGCUAAGCCUUAUUCUUCUCCUACCUCUCCAGCUGCUCCUCUUUGGUACCCUUUGCUUCUCUCCAUCUGCUCCCUUUGAACAGUGAAUAUUCUUCAGCACUUAGUCGUUCUGCUAUUGUCUCUAUGUACUCAGGGAACUCAUUCACUGUGGGACUUUGUAUCUUUAAGCCCCACCUCCCUUCUAAGUCCCCAUCUGGUAUCUAGAGCUACUGGCUGCAUGUUUCUCCUUGGAUGCCUGGCUCCCUGUCACUUGGAACCAGACUCCCUGGCCUUUCAGACUGUCUCCUCGAGCUUGACUUAACCUGUUUUUUUAGGAUCACAAUUCAUUCUCCCUAUUAUCCAGGCCCCCUUACUCCUCAGAAAGAACCAUAUCGAUUCUUCCUUUAACAUGUCUCUCACCUCUAGCCUUGCUUUGUUAGUUUCUUUUUGUAGUUUCCAUUGCCAUUAUCCUGAUCCAGUUCUCCUCAUCUCACACCUUGCUUGUUGUAGCGGCCUUUGUUACCACCAGAUUCUUUCUCCCUUCCAAACCUUCACCUUGCACAGAUGACAGCUUCACUUUCCUAAAACAUUCCUUUCAUCUCAUUCUUCUGCUCAAAAAUCUCCCAUUGUCUCCAAAUAAAUCCAGGUUUUCCUGCAUGGUGUUCAAGACUCAAAACAAUCUAGUACUAAGUUAGCUAUCCAACCUUAACUCUUUUAGGUUGAAACACUUGGCUUUGUGCUAAAGUCUGAACAAUCUCGCCAACCUAUGAACUAUCUCCUUACCUUUACCUUGAUCAUGCCAAUCCUUCCCCUUCAAUAGGACCAAUUGCUUCAGGGUCCCCUCAAGUCCCCCCUCUUUCAACUUGAACAGCCUACGUGCAUCCUCCUCUGAACUUAUUAACUUUGUCAUGCAUUCAGGAAUUUAAUCAAUUUGGGACUUUGUUUCAUUAUUCAGUUUGAACAGAUGUGGUCUUGCCUUCUUAGUUGAGAAAAUUAUCUCUGUUUUGUUCAGUAAAUUGUGGAGUUUCUUUAGCCAAUACUUGCCACCUAAAUGUAGUAUUAUAUUAGACUAGGAUCUCAACUGCUUAGAGGUUCCUAGGUUUGCCUAAAGAAAAAGAGAAGGCGAAAGAAUUAUAUGGCAUUGAGGAAGUUUAACCUUUUGGGGGAACUGUGAUGUUGCAUUGUCAGACCCAUGUUUCCAGUAAAAAUAGGAAAUUUCAUCUUCUCAGUUUUUGAGUUGAGGGAAAGGCUGUUUUUUAUGCUGAAAUAACGCAAAGAACUUAAGAUCAUUUCAUUCCCAAAACUCUCUCAUGGAGUGUUGUUAUGCUGAAUAGUUGUUUGGAAAUUUUGGGGCCAGUUUCCCCAGAAAUUUUUCUUCUAAGUAUUUUUUUCAGGAGUGAGAAUCUGGCUUGAAACUUGGAAAUGAAGACUAAAUGUCCUUUUUCUGUGAUGAUUUUUUUUGGGUUAAUUUUUAAAAAGAAAUUUUGAUAAGAUUCUUUUAUACUCCUUAAAAUCUUACAUUACUUGUCUGUGGAUUAUUUCUUCUUUCUCUGAUUCAUUUCAUUCCAGAUUUUUUUUAUCUACCCUAUGUUUUUGAAAGUCAGUUUGAAGCUGAAUGAAGUUUUUAUGGUCAGAGCUAGAAUCCUUUGUACAUUUGGAAUUGUAACAGUUGAGAACCUGGGAAGGAUCAGGCCCAGUCUUUCUGCUAAUAGGGCAUGUUGCUAGAGUAUAUGCAUUCAGUACUGAUCAGACUUUUGCCAGUAACCUCCUGGAUUUAGUUGUAAUAUUCAGUGCCAUGGUCCAUUCUACUAUAGGUCCUUCUACAUAUCAGGCAUGCAUUUGCCAGAUGACUUUUAUCUUGAGGUUUAUCUGCACCUGUGCUUAGAAUUCAUGAGCUACGGUUUUUAUUUCCCAUUGCAUUGGAACCCAAUUUUCUUUAAAGAACUAUCUCAGUCAUUGAUAUAUAUGUUUCUGUGAUUUCCAAGUAUGCCUUGUAAAAUGAAGUAAUUUGUCUAAUUGGCAUUAUUGUCCCUUUCUGGGUAGUCUAGCCCAUUUCCUUCUUGGUGGCUUUAUGUGUCGUGUCCCAUACUUACACUUUUUACCAAAUUUCACCAAUAAAUUACAUGAUUUUUUAAAAAA